Messenger RNA from Sphaeroforma arctica JP610, 152 nucleotides. RefSeq lists its product as hypothetical. The transcript has a single exon. Lineage: Eukaryota; Ichthyosporea; Ichthyophonida. The record is from RefSeq and is a predicted model, not a curated record. The annotation marks the transcript as partial.
GUAGCGAUACGAAAGGCAAUCGAGAGGCAUUGCAAGAGGCACACACAGGCCAACUCGCCAGCAGUAUAAUGAAAAAGUACAAAAGUGACUACAUGAUACAACAGCGUGCUAUGGCGCUUAGAGAUCUCGUGAAGAAAGGCCUAUUUGGCUAA